UUCAAAGAUUAGUACAAUGAGGGAGUUAAUCAAGAUGUUGGCUUUCAGCUUUCUAAUGUUGUUAGUGUGUUCCUGGAUGUCCAUAACAACAGCUUCAACUGAGGUUAUAGCAAGUGAUUGUCCUCAAACAUGUGGAAAUAUUCAUGUUCCAUACCCUUUUGGUAUCGCUGACACAUCUGCUAGUAGUGUUAACCCUAAAUGUGCAAUGCAGAAUGCCUUUAUGUUCUUAUGCAAUUCCACUGAAGAUCCUCCUCGGCUAUACUUAGGCGCAAACUUGCCUAUCCGCAAUAUAUCACUGGAAGAAGGAACAAUCUCUAUCCGCACCUUUGAAGCAUUUGCUUGCUACAACGGGGUAGAGCUGACGCAAAAGUAUGACUACUGGAUGAGGUUAGGAGAAGAACACCCUUUCAGGUUCUCUGAUACUCGAAACAAGCUCACCGCUGUCGGUUGUGAUACCUUAGCCUUCAUGAGCGAUGCAGGAGGAACCUUUGGCAGUGGCUGCAUAUCCUUGUGCAGUGAGUACAAAAAGCUAGAGGGUUCUUGUUCAGGAAUUGGCUGCUGUCAGACUGCUGUACCAAGAAGUCUGAAGACGCUAAACUUUACUAUUCUAAGUACAGGCAAUCAUAGCACUGUUUGGCAGUUCAAUCCUUGUGGCUAUGCGUUUUUAGCUGAUGAAAGGAUGUUCAAUGUCUCGGACUUAGAACUUUCUGAUCGCCCGUACUCGGAUGAGACUAAAGAAUAUGCAACUUCUGAGGUUGUAGUAGAGUGGGUUGCAAGAGAAGAGACCUGUGAAUUUGCCCAAUCCAGUUCGAACCCGAAUGGAUAUGCCUGUGGUAAUAAUACUUAUUGUACUUACUCUGAAAAUGGCAUGGGGUAUAGGUGUUUGUGUAAACAAGGAUUCACAGGAAAUCCUUAUCUACCACAAGGAUGUCAAGACAUUGAUGAAUGCAAGGAACCAGAAAAGUAUCCAUGUGGUGGAACCUGCCAGAACACAGUUGGAAAUUACACUUGCCGCUGCCCACUUGGAACGCAUCGCGAUGACAAGAAUAAUUGCCAAGGAUUUCGCAUCACAACCAUUGCCACAAUUGCUGGAGCACUCGUGUUUGUUGGGAUUAUCAGUUUUCUAAUGCUCAUCAUAUGGAAGAGACGAAGAAAAGAGAAGAACUUUUUAGAAAAUGGAGGUAUGUUAUUAAAACAUCAACGAGUAAGAAUUUUAAGUGAAGCGGAGUUAACAAAGGCUACAAGAAACUAUGAAACGAGUCAGUUUCUUGGGGAAGGCGGUUUCGGAUCUGUUUACAAAGGAAUUUUAGCAGAUGGCACCCAAGUUGCAGUAAAGAAGCCAAAAGAUUUAGACAGGACUCAAAUUAAUCAAGAGUUCCAGAAAGAACUUGCCAUUGUUUCACAGGUCAACCAUAUUAACGUUGUCAAGAUUCUAGGCCUAUGUUUAGAAACCAAAGUUCCAUUGUUAGUUUAUGAAUUCAUUUCAAAUGGAAGUCUAUAUCAGCAUAUCCAUCAGAAGAGGUCUCAGAUACUAACAAGUUGGAAAAACCGUCUGAGAAUUGCUACGGAGACAGCACUUGCUAUUGAUUAUUUGCAUUCCUUAGCAAAUCCUCCGAUUAUUCAUGGAGAUGUUAAGUCUGCAAAUAUAUUGUUAGACGAUAAUUAUACAGCGAAGGUAUCUGAUUUCGGAGCUUCAGUGUUAAUUUCACCAGGUUAUACUGAUAUGGCUACGAAAAUACAAGGAACAUUUGGCUACUUGGAUCCUGAGUAUCUUAUGACAGGCAAGUUAACAGAAAAGAGCGAUGUGUAUAGCUUUGGGGUUGUUCUUGUUGAAAUCUUAACAGGAGAGAAGCCAAAUUCUAAUGCAAGAUCAGGAGUAAAGAGUAACAUUAUUCAAUACUUUCUUUCAUCACUGGAAAGUAAGAACAUCUCUGGAACACUCUGUUUCAUGGUAAAUGAAGAUGAAUUAGAAGAGAUCAAAGUAUUUUCAGAACUAGCAAAAAGAUGUCUGAGCAGCACUGGGAUUAAAAGGCCAACCAUGAAAGAAGUAGCUGAGGAGCUUGGCAGGUUGAGAAAAUUGAAUGAGAGCUUAUGGGCUCAAGAAAACAGCAAAGAGACCGAGCAUUUGCUUGGUGAUGCAUCUUAUCACUGCAUCCACUUUCAAACUGCAAACAUCAGUCAACCUGAUACCCAUAUAAUGAGAAGAUUUGAUAUUGAUCUCUACUCUGCUGAUAGCGUUUGACUUGGUUUCUUGUUUCACAAAAGCAUUUACACAAGUGCUAUUUCUUCCCAGUUGCUUUUCUGGAAUAUGGUUUGUGUUAAAACUUGUGAGAUCUGAUAGACAAUAAUGUUAAUUGUGUACUCUUCAUUGCAAAGAACUUAACCUUAAUAACUAUACAAAAUCAAGGAAAAGACUAUAUUACCCUUACGACUAUUUACAGUGUUUAACAUUCCCCCUCAAACUCACGAUGCGAUAGCAACAAGCAUCGAGAGUUUGUCAGAUAAAAAACGAAAACGUGAAGUAGUUAGACAUUUUGUAAAUAAGUCCGCAAGCUGUAAGGAAGAAGAAACAAAAGGCAAAGUCAAGGUGUCAUUCUGAAGAUGAUGACGGGUAAUAUGACAGUCGAUUUCGAUAUGCUUGGUCCGUUCGUGAAAGACUAAAUUGUGUGCAAUCUGAAUAGUGCUCUUAUUAUCACAAUGUAAAGGAGUUGGUUGCCGUAGAAAGACACCCAUAUCAGCAAGCAACCAUCGCAACCAAACUAUUUCACAAGUAGUAGAAGCCAUAGCGCGAUAUUCAGCCUCCGUUGAGGAUCGAGAAAUGACGUCCUGCUUCUUACUUUUCCAAGAGAUAAGGGAAUCACCUAAAAAGAUACAAAAUCCAGUAGUUGAUUUGCGGUCA
Molecule: messenger RNA, 2899 nt
Organism: Ricinus communis (castor bean)
Lineage: Eukaryota; Viridiplantae; Streptophyta; Magnoliopsida; Malpighiales; Euphorbiaceae
Product: wall-associated receptor kinase 2
Exons: 3
Coding region: 17-2242 (741 amino acids)
Biological process (GO): cell surface receptor signaling pathway; protein phosphorylation
Cellular component (GO): plasma membrane
Molecular function (GO): calcium ion binding; protein serine/threonine kinase activity; ATP binding
Source: RefSeq, a predicted model, not a curated record